Messenger RNA from Anarrhichthys ocellatus (wolf-eel), 1900 nucleotides. RefSeq names its product actin, alpha skeletal muscle B-like. The transcript has 9 exons. The record is from RefSeq and is a predicted model, not a curated record. The coding region runs from base 160 to 1293 and encodes 377 amino acids. Lineage: Eukaryota; Metazoa; Chordata; Actinopteri; Perciformes; Anarhichadidae.
UGGAUGGAGGAGGUGCAGGGUUGAUAUACUCAGUCGCAGCAAUUUGGAGUCUCACUUCUGUCCUGCCCCCCCCCCCCACAUCCCACAGGCCCUUCACUACCACGUGUGACUCGUGUCCAUCGUCUCCACCGUCUCCAUCGUCUCCACCACCAUCCAGUCAUGUGUGAUGAUGAGGAGAGCACCGCUCUGGUCUGUGAUAAUGGAUCAGGUCUCUGUAAGGCCGGCUUCGCUGGAGACGACGCCCCCAGAGCCGUGUUCCCCUCCAUCGUGGGCCGGCCACGCCACCAGGGAGUGAUGGUGGGUAUGGGACAGAAGGACAGCUAUGUAGGAGACGAGGCUCAGAGUAAAAGAGGAAUUCUGACCCUCAAAUAUCCCAUCGAACACGGAAUCAUCACCAACUGGGACGACAUGGAGAAGAUCUGGCAUCACUCAUUCUACAACGAGCUGCGAGUCGCUCCAGAAGAACAUCCCACUCUGCUGACUGAGGCUCCUCUGAACCCUAAAGCUAACAGGGAGAAGAUGACACAGAUCAUGUUCGAGACCUUUAAUGUUCCGGCCAUGUACGUUGCCAUCCAGGCCGUCCUGUCGCUGUACGCCUCCGGACGCACCACAGGUAUCGUGCUGGACUCUGGAGACGGGGUGACCCACAACGUUCCGAUCUACGAGGGCUACGCUCUCCCCCAUGCCAUCAUGAGGUUGGACCUAGCGGGUCGCGACCUCACCGACUACCUCAUGAAGAUCCUGACGGAGCGCGGCUACAGCUUCGUCACCACAGCUGAGAGGGAGAUCGUCAGAGACAUCAAGGAGAAGCUCUGCUACGUAGCUCUGGACUUUGAGAACGAGAUGGGGACGGCGGCGACAUCGUCGUCUCUGGAGAAGAGUUACGAGCUUCCAGACGGACAAGUGAUCACCAUCGGCAACGAGAGGUUCCGCUGUCCAGAGACCCUGUUCCAGCCCUCCUUCAUCGGUAUGGAGUCAGCAGGUAUUCAUGAGACGACCUACAACAGCAUCAUGAAGUGUGACAUCGACAUCCGUAAAGAUCUGUACGCCAACAACGUGCUCUCCGGUGGGACCACCAUGUACCCGGGUAUCGCAGACCGCAUGCAGAAGGAGAUCACGGCUCUGGCCCCCAGCACCAUGAAGAUCAAGAUCAUCGCCCCCCCAGAGAGGAAGUACUCGGUCUGGAUCGGCGGCUCCAUCCUGGCCUCUCUGUCCACCUUCCAGCAGAUGUGGAUCAGCAAGCAGGAGUACGACGAGGCCGGACCCUCCAUCGUUCACCGCAAGUGCUUCUAGAGGGACCCGGUCUACAGAGACCUGGUCUGGGUGUCCAUCUUCUUCCAGCGCCCCCCCCCCCACACACACACCCCCAUCUUAUUUUAACCCUCACUGAUGACGAGCUAACCAGAUCCCAGAUCAGAUCCAAGCAUUCAACAAGAGGCAAACAUUUUUUUUUUAUUCUGACGGCUCGUUAAAAGGAAGUGAUGUCAUCGUUUCAGAAUCUCCAACCCCCCCAAACAUCCUCCUGUGCUCAUCUUAAAACUGUGAAUGUGCCGCUUGUCCUCGAUCUUUAACCCCCACCUCCCCCUCGCUCCACAUGUGGCCCUGCCCCCUUUCCCCGUCCUCCAUGUUUGUUUGUUGUCAAAGAAGAGUGUUUUUAUUUUUGAUGAAUAAAGCCUGAAUGUGUCCCGCUGGUGUUAUCUUCCAUCGUUAUCCAGCACAUUCGCAGUAUAGUGAUGAUGUCACACAGUGUAAUGAUGAUGUCACAGCUGUAGGUCAACAGGAGGCGUGGCUCCUGAACAUGGUGCUGUCUGUAAAGAAGUGAAGUGUGUGAUGGGAGGUCAACAAUAUGGAAGUGACAGACGAUUGCCCCAGGAAGACAAUAAAGAGCUCUCAUACAAGA